AUGCAUAUAUCUCUGAGAUCAGCCCUGGCACACUCGGUCCUGCUGAUGUCCCUGCCGAUGCUGUCACAAUGCGCACCUACGCCCGCCGCCGCCGCCGCUGCUGCCACCGGCGGUGAAGACAUCAUCGACGCCGCUCUCGAAAACAUACGGUCCUCCAUCGCCCACGACAGCCGGGCGUCGCUGGCCAGCGUCCCCCUGCGCAUCAUGCCCCUCGGCGCCUCCAUCACCUUCGGCCAGGCCUCGACCGACGGCAACGGCUACCGCAAGGCCCUGCGCGACGCCCUCGUCCGGUCCGGCAGCACCGUCAACAUGGUCGGCUCGCGGCGCAACGGGACCAUGCGGGACAACGACGUGGAGGGCUGGCCGGGCUUCGUCAUCGACCAGGUCCGCGACAAGGCGAGGGCCGCCGUGCCGCCGAGCCUGCCCAACGUCUUCCUCGUCAACGCGGGCACCAACGACGCCAUACAGGACAAGGACGUCGCCGGCGCCGGCGGGCGGAUGGAGGCCAUGCUCGCGGACCUCUGGACCAUGAGCCCCGGGUCGACGGUCGUGCUGUCGACACUGUUGAUCAACCUCAAGGACGCGACGGAGCAGCGCGUGCAGGCGGUCAACAAGCAGUUCGCGGACCUGGCACGACGCCUGCAGGCCGGCGGCAAGAAGAUUGUCGCCGUGGACAUGCACGGCCCCGCGGGCCCGCUCAAGUCGGACAUGCACGACGACACGCACCCCAACGAUGCCGGGUACGUCAAGAUGGCGGGCGUGUGGAUGGGCGGGAUCCGGGAGGCGACGAUGAGGGGGUUCAUCAGCAAGCCUGCGGACAAUGGGAUCCCCGAUGACGGCGGAAACGACCCCUAA
Thyridium curvatum is the source of this 855-nucleotide messenger RNA. RefSeq lists its product as uncharacterized. The coding region runs from base 1 to 855 and encodes 284 amino acids. The transcript has 2 exons. NCBI's taxonomy places the organism in Eukaryota, Fungi, Ascomycota, Sordariomycetes, Thyridiales, Thyridiaceae. The record is from RefSeq and is a predicted model, not a curated record. Gene Ontology annotation, molecular function: phosphatidylcholine lysophospholipase A1 activity.